Molecule: messenger RNA, 3684 nt
Organism: Lipotes vexillifer (Yangtze River dolphin)
Lineage: Eukaryota; Metazoa; Chordata; Mammalia; Artiodactyla; Lipotidae
Product: complement factor H-like
Exons: 23
Coding region: 1-3684 (1227 amino acids)
Biological process (GO): complement activation
Molecular function (GO): complement component C3b binding
Source: RefSeq, a predicted model, not a curated record
AUGAGAUUUCCAGCAACAACUGUGUGCCUUAUGUUAUGGACUGUUUGUGUCGCAAAAGAUUGUCAAGAACCCCCUCCAAGAAAAGAAACAGAAAUUCUGUUAGGUUCUUGGACUGAACAAACAUAUCAAGAGGGCACUCAGGCUACGUAUAAAUGCCGCCCUGGAUACAGAACUCUUGGGAGUAUUGUAAUGGUAUGCAAGGAUGGAAAGUGGCUAUCUCUUCAUCGUUCGAGGAUCUGUCAGAAAAAGCCCUGCGGACACCCUGGAGACACUCAGUUUGGUUCUUUCCAUCUUGCAGUAGGAACUCAGUUUGAAUACGGUGCAAAGAUUGUUUAUACAUGUGAUGAGGGGUAUCAGAUGCUGGGUGAGGUGAAUUUCCGUGAAUGUGAAUCAAAUGGAUGGACCAAUAAUAUUCCCAUAUGUGAAGUUGUUAAGUGUUUACCAGUAACAGAACCAGAGAAUGGGAAAAUUUUCAGUGGUGCCCUGGAACCAGACCAAAUAUAUACUUUUGGACAAGCAAUACAGUUUGAAUGUAAUUCAGGCUACAUACUUGACGGACCUAAACAAAUACAUUGCUCAGCAGAUGGUGUUUGGAGUGAAGAAAAACCAAAAUGUGUAGAAAUUUCCUGCAAACAACCAACCAUUUUAAAUGGAUAUCCUGUAUCUCGGAAGGAAAUUUAUAAGGCAAAUGAACGAGUUCAAUAUAAAUGUGCAAGAGGAGGAGACGCUGUAUGCACUGAAUUUGGAUGGACCCCAGUUCCUUCAUGUAAAGAAAUAACAUGUGAUCCUCCUUAUAUUCCAAAUGGUGUUUACACACCUCAAUUAGCCAAAUACAGAGGUGAAGAUAAAAUCACUUACGAGUGUAAACGUGGCUUUGCUCCUGUGAUCCAGGGAAAUGUUGCAAUGUGCACCAGCCAGGGCUGGUCACCUGCUCCAAGAUGUUCAUUUAAACCUUGCGAUUUUCCAGUAAUAAAACAUGGAAGCGUACCUUAUUCACGUAGAGGAUACUUUCCAGCAAGCAUAGGUCAAUGGUUCUACUAUGACUGUGAUCAGUAUUUUGUGCCAGAAAUUCGCCAGCCUUACCUUAGAUGCACACAAAAAGGAUGGACUCCAGAAGUACCGUGCCUCAGACAAUGUACUUUCAAGUACUUGGAAAACGGACAUUACCCAAAUUAUGAAGAAAAAUAUUUACAAGGUGAAACUGUAAGAGUUCGCUGCUAUAAUGGCUACAGUCUUCAGAAUAACCAGAACACAAUGACCUGUACAGAGAAUGACUGGUCUCCUCCUCCCAGAUGCAUCCGUGUCAAAACAUGUUCAAAAUCAGAUAUACAAAUUAAGAACGGAUUUUUUUCUGAAUCUACCUUUACAUAUCCUUUAAAUAAACAAACACGGUAUAAGUGUAAAUCAGGAUAUGUAACAGCAGAUGGUAAUACAUCAGGAUUAAUUACGUGUCUGCAAAGUGGAUGGUCAGUGCAACCUGUAUGCAUUAAAUCCUGUGAUAUGCCAGUAUUUGAGAAUGCCAGAGCCAGAAGUGAUGGCACAUGGUUUAAGCUCAAUGACAGCCUGGAUUACGAAUGCCUUGAUGGGCAUGAGAACCAAGAUGGACAAACCACAGGCUCCAUAGUGUGUGGUGAAAAUGGCUGGUCUGAUAAACCUGCAUGUUAUGAAAGAGAAUGCAGUAUUCCACAAAUGGAAAACAAUUUAGAUGCUAAUCCCAAGAAAGACAGUUAUAGAUUUGGAGAUGUGUUGAAAUUCUCCUGCAUACAAGGACGUAUUAUGGUUGGAGCAGAUUCAAUUCAGUGCUACCACUUUGGAUGGUCCCCUAAUCUUCCAACAUGUAAAGGGCAAGUAAAAUCGUGUGCUCCACCUCCUCAACUGCUCAGUGGGGAAGUUAAAGAAACACAGAGAGAAGAAUAUGGACACAGUGAGGUGGUGGAAUAUGUCUGCAAUCCUGGAUUUCUGAUGAAGGGCUCUCACAAAAUUCAGUGUGUUGAUGGACAAUGGACAGCUUUGCCCGUGUGUAUUGAGGAGAAGAGUACCUGUGGAGAUAUACCGGAACUUGACCGCGGCUAUGUCAACCGUUCUGCCCCUCUCUAUCACCAUGGAGACUUGGUAGAGUUCAGUUGCAGAGAAGCAUUUACAAUGAUUGGACCCAGAUCAGUCACAUGUAUUAGUGGAAAGUGGACCCAACCUCCUCAGUGCAUUGCAACAGAGGAACUUAAGAAGUGUAAAUGGUUAAAAACAUUUCCAUCUGAGGGAAAUCCAUCGGAUAAGAUUGAAUUUGACCAUAACAGCAGCAAAAGUUACAAAUGUCGAGGAAAAUCAGAAUACAAACACACAAUCUGUAUAAAUGGAAGAUGGGAUCCUGAAGUAACCUGCAAAGAAGAAGCACAAAUACAAUCAUGCCCACCCCCACCUCAGAUUCCCAAUUCUCGAAAUAUGACAACUACAGUGACAUAUCAGGAUGGAGAAAAAAUAUCUAUUCUCUGUCAAGAAAAUUAUCUAGUUGAAGAUGAAGAAGAACUUGUGUGCAAGGAUGGGAGAUGGCAGUCAAUCCCACGCUGUAUUGAAAAACUUCCAUGUUCUCAACCACCUCAAAUAGACCAUGGAACGAUUAAAUCAUCUAGCUCUGCAGAAGAAGGGAGAGAAACAUUUGAACCCAAGCUUUAUGCACAUGGCACCAAGUUAAGUUAUACCUGUGAAGAUGGUUUCAGGAUAUCCGAAGAAAAUGUGAUAACAUGCCACAUGGGAAAGUGGAGUUCUCCACCUCAUUGUGUAGGACUUCCUUGUGGACUUCCACCUUUGAUUCAGAAUGGUGUUGUAUCUAAUGAGAAAGACAGUUACCAAGAUGGAGAAGAAGUUACCUACAACUGUGAUGAAGGUUUUGGGAUCGAUGGACCUGCAUCUAUAAGAUGUUUAGGAGGAAAAUGGCCCCUUCCACCGGAAUGCAUAGACACAGAUUGUUUUAACUUACCCAGCUUUAAUGGUGCUGUACUCAUAGGCCGGAAGAAGAAAUCGUAUAGGUCAGGAGAACAGGUGGCUUUUAAAUGUCUACCAUCUUAUCAAUUGGAUGGAGCCAAUACUAUACAGUGUAUUAAGAGCAAAUGGAUAGGAAGGCCAGCAUGCAGAGAUGUUUCCUGUGUGAAUCCACCCAAAGUGGAAAAUGCUAUUAUACAAAAUGAGAGGUCUAGAUAUCAAAGUGGUGAGAGAGUACAUUAUGAAUGCACCUGGCCUUAUGACCUUUUUGGGGAGGUAGAUGUGAUAUGUUUAAAUGGAACUUGGACAAAAGCACCUCAGUGCAAAGACUCUCAAGGAAAAUGUGGGCCUCCCCCACCAAUAGACAAUGGAGACAUUACUUCAUUCCCGGCACCAGUAUAUCCUCCAGGAUCGGAAGUUGAGUACCAAUGCCAGUCCUACUAUGAACUUCAGGGAAACAGAUACAUAGUAUGUCAGAAUGGAGAGUGGUCAGAACCACCAAAGUGCUUAGAUGCAUGUGUAAUUUCAGAAGAAAUGAUGGAAAAACAUAACAUACAAUUAAAAUGGAAAAGUGAUAAAAAACUUUAUUCUAAAACAGAUGACACUGUUGAAUUUACGUGUAAAAGUGGAUAUCGUCCAAGGACACCUCGCUAUACAUUUCGAACAACCUGUCAGGAGGGAAAAGUGGCAUAUCCUACUUGUGGAUGA